This is a messenger RNA of Vitis vinifera (wine grape), 1681 nucleotides long. Its product is annotated as serine/threonine-protein phosphatase 7 long form homolog. The transcript has 6 exons. Bases 156 to 1085 code for a protein of 309 amino acids. Lineage: Eukaryota; Viridiplantae; Streptophyta; Magnoliopsida; Vitales; Vitaceae. The record is from RefSeq and is a predicted model, not a curated record.
GUAUGUUUGAUUUAUUAUAUCCGAAAUCAUAUUAUAAAAAUUGACUUAAAUGAUUUGAUUUAAUUUUUAGGAGCGAACGCGAUGGUCUUGAAGUUGUUAGAAAUCCAAAGAGGCCUAUCGGCGCUUGGAUACAUUACUAUAACGAUCAAUUAGCCAUGAUGAAAGAGAAGGAUAAAGGAGUGAAGAUAAAUGAUGAUUUGAGGAAAAAAUUGGGCAAGAAGUGGAAUGCCCUUUCAAAAGUAGAAAAAGAAAAUUUCAUGGCAAAGUCCAAAGAAAGUUCAAAACAAUAUUCACUUCAAAAGGGUGUGGUUCCAAAGUUAUAUCUUCAAACUCGAUGCUCCCCCGAGCGAGUGAUUAGAGUGAUUGAAAAAUUAGAACCAAAGCAAAAGGUAGCCAUAGAAGAAAUAGGAUUUGGUAGCCUCUUGCAACUUCGAUGUAGGAAAAUUGAUCAUGGGUUAUGUCUUUGGUUGAUAAAUAGUUUUAAUCCGAACACUUAUAUGUUACAGUUGUAUAAUACUUGUAUCAAAUUAUCCCCCAUUGAUGUUGAAUUUAUUAUGGGAUUGAGGGCAAGAGGGUUCAAGAUUGGCAUGAACAAAGAUGUUGGCCAUAAAAAUGAUUUAUGUAAAAAAUAUUGUGAUAAAAAAGGGCGAUUGCCAUUAGUGAUGUUAGAAAAUCAAAUUAGGGAGGAUAAAGAGGGUGGAAACGAUUUUAAAGUUCGUUUUGUAUUAUUUGUGUUGGGUGCAUUAUUGUGCCCAACAAUGAAGCUUUUUGUGAAUCGUUCUUUCUUACAUCUUGUGGAAGACAUCGAUUCAAUAAAGAAGAUGAAUUGGGCAGAAUUUGUGUUGUCCUAUCUUGUGCACGGGAUUGAAGAGUUUAAGAAGAAACAACAAAGUGGGGUUUGCGGUUGCUUAUUGUUUUUAAUGUUAUUCUACCACGAGCAUAUAUCGUUUGAAGAGAAAUUUCUACCGCUAUAUACUCGACCUUCUCCUCGGAUUAUUGCUUGGGGAGAUGAUGAAGUAUUGGACAGGAAACGAAGAUUGAAAAACUUGGUGGAUAUGCAAAUGAGAAUCUCAAAAUAUGGGUGAUAGAAAAUGAGAUAAGGGAUUGCGUUGAUGGAAAUGCAACGACAAUGGCGAGUGAGAAUGAGGACGAUGAGAAAUUUGUAAUCAACCUAAACAAAGAUGUUAUUAAACGAGUAAGUGUUUUACAAUAUUCAUCGUGACUAUCUAUAUUAUCAUUGAACCUUUGUAUUAUGAUGUUAUUAAUCACGUUCGUAUAUAUCACUAGGUUGAUGGUGGGAACUUAAUGGAGAUGGAUAAAACCUUUAAACAAUUAAAGACACAUCUAAUUGAUAUGGCUUGUGGUGCAAGUAGUAGUAGUUGUGAUCAAAUUUUGGCUAAAUUUGAGGAGAAUUAUACUACAGUGAAAGGUCUCUUCCUUAGGUCAAGCGGAAAACCUUUGAGAAUGCACGAGGAAGAAACGAAAAAUGACAUGCUCUCAUGCGAGAGAAGUUUGGAAGAUACGAACAAUAUGAAUGUGAAUGAACAUUAUCUUCACACUUUGUCAAAUGAGAAGUUAUGCACUGAGGACUUGAAUGAAAAGAAUGAAGAUGCAUGUGCUACAUCAAUUGAAGUGCAUAUCAUUCCAGACAAAAAUCAAAAUAUUUUACCACUUUCAAUCA